GAUGGACUUCCUCUUUUCCGAUACGUUCGCGGUCGUGUAAAUUUGUGUUGAAAAACCACAAAAUUAAAUCUUAGCCAUGGUGCGUAUGAACGUAUUGGCCGAUGCCCUGAAGUGCAUUAACAACGCCGAGAAGCGCGGCAAGCGUCAGGUGCUUUUGCGCCCCUGCUCCAAAGUCAUCAUUAAGUUCCUUACUGUGAUGAUGAAGCAUGGCUAUAUCGGCGAAUUUGAGAUUGUCGAUGAUCAUCGCUCAGGCAAGAUCGUUGUCAAUCUAACCGGACGUCUAAACAAAUGCGGCGUCAUUUCGCCACGCUUUGAUGUGCCCAUCAACGAUAUUGAGAAGUGGACCAACAAUUUGUUGCCCUCUCGCCAGUUUGGCUAUGUCGUUCUGACCACAUCCGGCGGCAUUAUGGAUCACGAGGAGGCCAGAAGAAAACAUCUUGGUGGCAAAAUCCUUGGCUUCUUCUUCUAAAUGCGGAGCAGUAGGACAAGCCAACAACAUCUAAAACUAUUUUUGUGUGUGUGGGGAGUUGAAAUAUGUAAAAGUUGUUUUAUUUCCCCGUCGCGAUAAAUGAUAAAAGAAAAAAUACGUUUCACGUACAUUUCAACAAAAAUACCAACAUCGUUCAUUCAAGACAGAAGAAUGUUCCAAUAAGAAAACGCGAAAUAAAAUGAUGAAUACAUAAUUUUUAAA
Messenger RNA from Drosophila hydei, 691 nucleotides. It is a transcript of the gene RpS15Aa, whose product is annotated as 40S ribosomal protein S15Aa. NCBI's taxonomy places the organism in Eukaryota, Metazoa, Arthropoda, Insecta, Diptera, Drosophilidae. Gene Ontology annotation, biological process: translation. Bases 77 to 469 code for a protein of 130 amino acids. Gene Ontology annotation, molecular function: structural constituent of ribosome. The record is from RefSeq and is a predicted model, not a curated record. Gene Ontology annotation, cellular component: ribosome; cytosolic small ribosomal subunit. The transcript has 2 exons.